Molecule: messenger RNA, 1119 nt
Organism: Colletotrichum karsti
Lineage: Eukaryota; Fungi; Ascomycota; Sordariomycetes; Glomerellales; Glomerellaceae
Product: cation diffusion facilitator family transporter
Exons: 6
Biological process (GO): intracellular zinc ion homeostasis; zinc ion transmembrane transport
Cellular component (GO): membrane
Molecular function (GO): zinc ion transmembrane transporter activity
Source: RefSeq, a predicted model, not a curated record
UUGCUUCAUCUCACAGCCAACGGCAUCAACGAAGAACCGACUUCCGAGAUGGCACGUCCCGCGAUCUCCAAGAAACAACGCUUAGUCGCCACGAUCGCCAUAUCCGGCGCCUUCUUCAUCGCCGAGCUCGUAGUCGGGUUCCGGACCAAGUCGUUGGCCCUCAUCGCAGACGCGUUCCAUUACAUGAACGAUCUGAUCGGAUUCCUCGUCGCCUUACUAGCCGUCGUCCUUUCGGAACGCAAGGAAGCGCCUCGGUCGUUGACGUUCGGUUGGAAGCGCGCCCAAGUCCUGGGUGCCUUCUUCAACGGCGUGUUCCUGCUUGCCUUGGGAGUCAGCAUACUCCUCCAGGCAGUUGAACGAUUUAUCAACUUGAGCGAGGUUAAUGACCCCGUUCUCAUGUUGAUCAUGGGCUGCGUUGGUCUUGGGCUGAAUGUUCUUGUAAUGAGCUUCCUGCACGAGGGGCAUCACGACCAUGACCACAGCCACGAUACUGGCAACUUCGAUAGCAAGGAACUCACAAAACCCCCAUAUUCGGUGCGUAGCGUACCUCAACAAGCGAUCAUCUUGCGACAUGAGGCCGACGUCGAAAAGCCAAGGCAAUCAUGCCCAGAUCCCGAACAAACAGUCAUCAAGGCGCCCACCGGCCGCGACCUCGGAAUGCUCGGAGUCAUGAUCCACGUCAUCGGCGACGCCAUUAACAACGCCGGCGUGAUCGUCGCAGCCGUUGUCAUAUGGAAGGGCAACGGCGAAGGCCGCUUCUACGCCGACCCUGGAGUCAGUCUCUUCAUCGCGCUGACCAUCAUGCUUUCGGCAUGGCCUCUAUGUAAGCGAGCUGGACACAUCUUGCUGGAGAGUGCGCCUCCUGGCAUCAACCUGGACAAUGUCAAAUCCGAGGCUGCUCAGACUUCGGGGGUUCAGGCUAUCCCAGAACUUCGCGUUUGGCGCAUCGACCAGAGAACGACGCUCGCCACUGCCCAGGUAGUAGUGGCCAACGACAGUCUCCGCGGUUUCGAGACGAAAGCGAAAGCCAUCCGCGCGUAUCUGCAGCUACACGGGAUCCAAGCCGUUGCAUUGGAGCCCCUCCAAACACUCCAAAAAGAGAUCCCCGAGAUCAGCUGA